AUGAGUCGCCGGCAAGAUCAGGGCCAGCGCCAUCACGGCCAACAAUACAAUACAGAGAGCUCUAGAAACUGGAGCGAUGAGGCAGUUCGGGGCAGCUGGGACUCCAACUACCAACGAACAACAUCGGCCAACACAUCACCAAGAGACCAGUCCCAAGCCUGGAGGAGACCAAGCCCUCAAGCCUACGAUAGGCGCCAGACCAUGGUCAACCAAUGGCUCGGUCAACAAUAUACACACGAUCCUUCAGUGGCUAUGGAUGGUGUAUCUGACCUAACGACUCCUACAACAUCUCCUGCCUUUAGCGACUCUCCCACAUUCCCGUCUCGGACUCACGAGGCGCCGCCGUAUCAAACACAUGCCGUGGCUAAUGACUUCCUUGCACCGCCUUCAAGAAAUUCUGUGCCGCCCCGACAGCAUGACCCUCACUACCAUAAUGGAGCUACGUCUUCCUCUCGAGGAUCGACGUCCUAUCGUUAUGAUAACCGGUCAAUGGACUAUCGACAAAUGGAGCCCCGGUCUGCUGAGCAAGAUCUCCGAGGCAUUGGAUCUUUCGCUGACAAUGACCGCUCACGCAGAGAAGUCAAAUACAAGCCGCUCAGCAACUGGUUCGGUCUCUGGUUACCACCUCAUGACUAA
Molecule: messenger RNA, 636 nt
Organism: Fusarium sp. VM40
Lineage: Eukaryota; Fungi; Ascomycota; Sordariomycetes; Hypocreales; Nectriaceae
Source: the annotation of a GenBank genome assembly